Molecule: messenger RNA, 1277 nt
Organism: Rhodamnia argentea
Lineage: Eukaryota; Viridiplantae; Streptophyta; Magnoliopsida; Myrtales; Myrtaceae
Product: biotin carboxyl carrier protein of acetyl-CoA carboxylase 2, chloroplastic-like
Exons: 7
Coding region: 409-1233 (274 amino acids)
Biological process (GO): fatty acid biosynthetic process
Cellular component (GO): acetyl-CoA carboxylase complex
Molecular function (GO): acetyl-CoA carboxylase activity
Source: RefSeq, a predicted model, not a curated record
CCAAAGAAUGUUCCCUCCUUCGAAAGAUUAUGGAAUUGAUCAAUUGGGAUUUUGUUCGGCCGGUGGGGGAUUGGACCCACCAACGUUGUUGCGAUGGUUCAGCUGAUCUUUGACGGUCCCCGUUCAUCAUCAUCGUUGUCAUCGAAAUCGCGAUCGCCAUCGAAGCAUAAUUAAAAUCCGCCUCCUCUCUUUCGACCCCACACACACACACGCGCGCAUACACACACGAACACGAAGCUGUUCGCACUUCGCUCAUUGGAAUCACCGCAGAAACCUGUUCGAUCUCAUCGCCUCCUUCGCGGAAUUGUUGUCUCUGCAGAACAUCUUCUUGCCAAAUUCAUCAGAAAGCUCCCACAUUUGCGAGUGAAUACCGGCAUCUCCGAUAGCUCGAACCGGUAUUUCGUUCCAAUGGCUUCGUACACAGUCCCGUGCCUGAAAUCUUCCUCGGUAGCUCGUUUGGGGACGACCCCGCAGAUUCGGAGGCAAAAUGUGGAGAAGAUCUCGCUUCCGGCAUACUCUUUCGGGUUUCAGUGGCCUAACGGGAAGCGUUUAACUGCAUUAAAAGUGAAGGCAAAGAUGAAUGAGGUAACCGCAGAGAAAUCCUCCUCUGGUCUUGAUGCAAAGUCCGGAGCUGCUAUAUCAAAAGAAAGCAAUGGUUCUGUAGCAAAACUUGGCGGUGAAAAAAUUGUGCCAGAUGCAUCUUCAAUAUCAGCAUUUAUGUCUCAAGUAUCUGAUCUUGUCAAGCUCGUGGAUACAAAGGAUAUUAUGGAAUUGCAGCUGAAGCAAAUGGAUUGUGAGAUCACUAUAAGGAAGAAAGAAGCAAUACAGCAGCCACUGGCAGCUGCUUCUGUGGUAGCACAACCCGCACCUGUUUCCCAUGCCAUGCUUUUACCUCCACCUUCAGCAGCUCCAAUUCCUGCUCCUUCAGCCGCUUCAGCUGCUUCUGGUUCUGCAACACCCGCAUUACCCGCCCCUGUAAAACAAAGCAGCUCUUCUCAUCCCCCCCUCAAAUGUCCCAUGGCUGGAACUUUGUACCGGUCUCCUGCUCCUGGUGAACCUCCGUUUGUCAAGGUAGGAGACAAAGUACAGAAAGGCCAGGUGGUUUGCAUUAUUGAAGCCAUGAAGUUGAUGAACGAAAUUGAGGCUGAUCAGACUGGAACAAUAGCCGAAAUAUUGGUAGAGGACGGUAAACCAGUCAGUGUAGAUAUGCCUCUUUUUGCCAUUGUACCAUGACCUUGACGAGACACAUGGCGCUCUUCUCAUCUUGGCCGCGCAAG